AUGAGCGCCCCCACUCAGCUGCAACCGCCAGCAAGUCCAACUUACAUUCUCCGCGGCCAUGCCUCGCCAAUCCACGGCCUGCACAUUUUCCACCAAAACCUCCGGCUCCUCUCCGGCGACGCCGACGGCUGGGUAAUUGUAUGGGACCUAGUGUUCAAGCGGCCCGUCGCCGUCUGGAAAGCCCACGAAGGCGCCAUCCUGGAAGUGAAAGGCUUCAGUUUCAGUAACGAAACCGUGACAGAAGUAUAUACCCAUGGACGAGAUCACAAAUUAUGCGUGUGGCGCUUCCGCGCCCAAGACGAGGAUCUCCUCCAGAAAACACUCCCCGUGGACUUGCGCGAGCAGCAGCAGCAGCAGGACCAAUCCCAGGCGACCCAGCCCUGGCUCGUCCAUUCGCUCCCCGUUAAUGCCCUGAAUUUCUGCGCCUUCUCCAUGCUCUUCCUUGAUGAUCAGGGAACCCAAGGUCCACAGGAGGCGUUGUCAGACGCCCAGCCACCUGGGCAGCGCGCCUCGCUCUUCGCCGUUCCGAACGCCCUCGACUCAGGCGCAAUCGAUCUCUUCCAUCUGCCACGCGAAAGACGCCUCUGCACCAUCCCUGCCGGCACAGCCACGCCAACAGGGAUGGUCAUGGCCGUGACCCUUUUCUACUCAUCUAGUCGGGAGCUACACGUUGCGGCCGCCUACGAAGACGGCCAGGUGAUGGUUUUUGCGCGGAGAGGUCCGCAGGAUUUGUCGGGAACCUGGAAGUGGGAGAAGAUUUACAUCGCUCGCCCGCAUUCGCAGCCCGCUUUGUCGAUCGAUGUUUUUCCUGCUGGGGGGUAUUUUGUCUCGUCGUCCGCUGAUGCUUUGUUGGUCAGGCAUCCCGUUCCGGGGUUUGGGGAGACGACGACGCUGAAGAGGGUUGAUACGAAGCAUGCCGGGCAGCAGGGGCUGAGGAUUCGGUCUGAUGGGAGGGUCUUUGCGACUGCGGGCUGGGAUUCAAGGAUUCGCGUGUAUUCUUGUAAGACGAUGAGGGAGUUGGCGGUUUUGAAGUGGCAUAAGGAGGGCUGUUAUACGGUUGCUUUUGCGGAUUUGGCGGAUUCUGUUGAUUCGGGUGUUACUACUACGAUGGGGGAUGGGGGUAAGGACGGCGCUCAGGUUACGAGACCGGGGGAGUUCUCGCUUGCUACGGUGCAGCGGCAGCGGAAUCAGAAGGUCCAGAAGACGCAUUGGUUAGCUGCGGGUUCAAAAGAUGGAAAGAUCUCAUUGUGGGAUAUCUACUGA
Aspergillus bombycis is the source of this 1263-nucleotide messenger RNA. RefSeq names its product WD40 repeat domain-containing protein. NCBI's taxonomy places the organism in Eukaryota, Fungi, Ascomycota, Eurotiomycetes, Eurotiales, Aspergillaceae. Gene Ontology annotation, molecular function: protein binding. The record is from RefSeq and is a predicted model, not a curated record. The transcript has 2 exons. The coding region runs from base 1 to 1263 and encodes 420 amino acids.